This is a messenger RNA of Apis dorsata (giant honeybee), 625 nucleotides long. RefSeq lists its product as uncharacterized. The transcript has 2 exons. Bases 63 to 542 code for a protein of 159 amino acids. The record is from RefSeq and is a predicted model, not a curated record. Lineage: Eukaryota; Metazoa; Arthropoda; Insecta; Hymenoptera; Apidae.
UUUCAUUGUUUAUUCUAUAACAAUGAAAUUUAUUAUAUCAAUUUAAAUAUUAUUUUAAAAAUAUGGAAAACUCUAUAAAUGAAUUGGAUAUCGAAGAUUCUUUGAAAAUUGCUUCUAAAGAAUGGAAUCGAAUUAUCGAUGCUGCUACAAAGGAUGGUUAUAGAGAAGGAAUAGAAGAUGGAUCAAAUUCUGUUUUCCAAGAAAGUUUUAAUAAUGGAUACAAAGAAGGUUUUCAAAUAGCUUUCAUUCUAGGAAAAUUUAAAAGUUUAUUAAACAUUAUUUCACGAGAUGUUAAACAUCCACAAAAUAUAAAUGAAAUUCUUGAUAAAAUUAAAAGAGGUAUAUGUCAUAUAUGUGUAGCAGAAUUUCAAAAUAUAAAUGAUCAAAAAAUGUUUUUCGAAAUUAUUAAUGAACAGAGAUCAUAUUCAUUGAAAGUUCUUCAAACAUUGUAUCAAUAUUUUCAACCAUAUGUAAAACAAUUAAAUAUUAGUGAGUCAGAUAUAUUAAAAAUUCAAAAUUUUUCAGAAUUAAAAAAUAAUUAAUUUACUAAUAUAAAGUUAUUUGUAUUUUUUAUUAGUAUGUAAAGCAUCAAAUUUGAAUCAUAAAUAAAAAACAUUAAUUAUAA